AUGUCGACCCUCAGCAGAGCGGUGUGCCGAGUUUUUAAUCAUCGUCGUCAAAUUUCAAGCCCGCACACUGUCAGGAAAGUGCAAUGCACCUUCCCUGAGAAUGGUUUGGUGCGUACAAUAUCAACGACUUGUAAAUGUUUUUCUGAUGAGGAGAAAAAUAAAUCUGAUGUCCGAAAAAAUGCAGAUCAGAUGUACUACAUAGAAAAGGUGCCUGUUGAUGAUACUGAUAAGAAGUUCAUCGUUGGUCGCUUGAUUGGUAAACAUGGAAGUAACAUCAAGCGUAUUUCAGACAUGGUUGGAUGCGAAGUUUUCCUAAAUCAACUUAGUGUACCAGGGUACAUACAGGUGAAGGUGAUGGACAAGGAAAAAUUGGCAAAAGCUGUGGAUCAGGUAACACAACAUGUAGAGAAAAUAAAGAAAACUAGUGUGACUAAAAAACAAGAUUUGGUUCCAGAAUCACCUACAUAUGGCAUAAAUGCAGAUCAGAUGUACUACAUAGAAAAGGUGCCUGUUGAUGAUACUGAUAAGAAGUUCAUCGUUGGUCGCUUGAUUGGUAAACAUGGAAGUAACAUCAAGCGUAUUUCAGACAUGGUGGGAUGUCAGGUAUCUGUAGAAAAACUUGGUGUACCAGGGUACAUAGCUGUGAAGGCGACAGACAAGGAAAAGUUAGCAAGCGCUGUGAACUACGUAAAACAAAACAUAGAGGAAUUAAAGACAACUUAUGAGACAAGAAAACCUGAUAUGGCUCCAGAAUCACCUACAUAUGGAAGCAAUCCAGAACAACUGUACCACACAGAAAGGGUGCCCCUUGGAGAUGCUGAUAUGAACUACAUUAUACGUCGUGUAGUUGGUAAAGGUGGAAGUAGCAUUAGGAAGAUUUCAGACGUGGUUGGAUGUAAGGUUUUUGUAGAAAAGUUAGAUGUCCCAGGGUACAUAGAGGUGAAGGUGAUGGACAAGGAAAAGUUGGCACAUGCUGUGGAUCAGGUAACACAACAUGUAGAGAAAAUAAAGAAAACUAGUGAGACUAAAAAACAAGAUUUGGUUCCAGAAUCACCUACAUAUGGCAUGAAACAGAGCGAUCAUGAUGAGCCUACCACUGUGGACUGGGAUGCAGUGCUUUCUGGAAAUACAGAACGUCUAGGAAUAUUUGAAAAGAGUGACCUAACUGAAGAGUCUUCCCGGAUAGAAACCCCAAUGUGGGAUAGACUAGAAGCAGCAGAACAGAUGGAGAGACGAAAGGCUUACUCUGUUAACAGCUUUGAUAAGAUGAUAUGUCUAACUGAAGAAGGAAAGUUAUGGAAGUUCCCAAUCAAUAAUGAUCAAGAUCAAACGGAAGAGGAGAAUGUUACCUUCGACGAACAUGUGUUUCUUGACCACCUGAUCGAGGAUUUUCCUAAGAAAGGACCAGUGCGACAUUUUAUGGAACUUGUGUUAGCGGGUCUGUCUAAAAAUCCAUACAUGAGUGUUAAGGAGAAACAUGAACACAUUGAAUGGUACCGCAACUACUUCACUCAAAAUGAGCAUCUCUUGGAAGAAGAAUUAGGGGAUCUCGGCAAGAUGAGGCAACUUCCACAGCAAGUCUGAAACGUCUACACAAAGGGCCGUAUUAGUUACUAGCCACAACUGAAAAGUGAAAUCAAUAUGAAGGAUAGUUUUGGUUAGUAGCCAUGGCAACAUGAGGAGACUACCUUGCCAAGUCUGUAAAAUCAAUAUGAAGGAUAGUAUUGUUUAGUAGCCAUGGCAACAUGAGGAGACUACCUUGCCAAGUCUGUAAAAUCAAUAUGAAGGAUAGUAUUGUUUAGUAGUCAUGGCGACAUGAGGAGACUACCUUGCCAAGUCUGUAAAAUCAAUAUGAAGGAUAGUAUUGGUUAGUAGUCAUGGCGACAUGAGGAGACUACCUUGCCAAGUCUGUAAAAUCAAUAUGAAGGAUAGUAUUGUUUAGUAGCCAUGGCAUCAUGAGGAGACUACCUUGCCAAGUCUGUAAAAUCAAUAUGAAGGAUAGUUUUGGUUAGUAGCCAUGGCAAUGUGAGGUGAUUUGCUCAUAUACUGUCAAAAUAUUGCUGUUCUUGUUGUUAAGAUGCAGACAUGAUUUCAUGGAUGAAAGUUUCGAGAAAGAUAACUAGACUAAGAGUCUGGUCUACAUAACAUACUGCCUUUGUUAUGAUGGAAAAAGAGGUGACUGUUCUUAGGAAGUAUGAAUAUCUGGCUGCUUAGAUAUCUCGCCCUGAAAUUUUGGUGUUGAAAUGUAUGAUAAUGAGGUGGAGAUAAUUCAAUUAUUGUAUAUAGAUUAUAUUUUACAAUUGUGAUAUAAUAAAUGUCUUUUAUACAGGACACAAAAAGU
This is a messenger RNA of Ylistrum balloti, 2341 nucleotides long. RefSeq names its product insulin-like growth factor 2 mRNA-binding protein 1. The record is from RefSeq and is a predicted model, not a curated record. The coding region runs from base 1 to 1584 and encodes 527 amino acids. The transcript is spliced from 16 exons. Gene Ontology annotation, cellular component: mitochondrial small ribosomal subunit. Lineage: Eukaryota; Metazoa; Mollusca; Bivalvia; Pectinida; Pectinidae. Gene Ontology annotation, molecular function: RNA binding; structural constituent of ribosome.